Molecule: messenger RNA, 1490 nt
Organism: Moneuplotes crassus
Lineage: Eukaryota; Ciliophora; Spirotrichea; Euplotida; Euplotidae
Source: the annotation of a GenBank genome assembly
AGUUUUAAUAAAUUUUUAAAUUCCCAAGAAUAAUAUGAGUGAUAGUGUUAACGGACAGGACAUUGAAGAGGCAAAGGAAACUUAUAACAAAAGAAUAUCCACUGGAGAAAGAGUUCAGAAGAGAAGACAAAGAAUUAACACCAAACAAAACUCAACCAGAUGAGAGACUCUAAGAAUGGGAACAUCUCAAAAAUACAUUUCCAAGAGAAUAAAUGAGCUAAAAUAUAGAGAUGAUUACUUUGACAGAAAGAAUAUAGGAAUUGGUUACGGAUACAACACUACAUACAUGGGUAAAGAAAUUAAGGACAACUCUUCUAAGCCAUCUGCUCCUCAAUUUAGUUUUGGUAAAACUCCCAAAGAUCUUAUCAGUAGUAUGGAUCUGACAGUUUAUUCUCAGAAGCAGGGAAGAAAAAGCAAAGCUCGCCCAUAUUCUAACCAGUGGACCAAAGUAAUGAAGAGGAAGAAAAAGUCGAAGGGAAGAUAUCCCCCUCAUGUGCCUACUAAUGUAUUCAAAAACAUGUCACCCCGAGCAACCAUUGGGAAUGAUAAACGGUUCAAAAAGAUUUACAAGGGAUACAGAAAAAAUAAGAAAAUUCCUAACUCUUAUCUAACAAAUCUGAGAGAAAUCCUUGGAAGCAAGAGCAAUGCCAGUUCGAUGAAUAUCCAGCAAACCUUGGCUAACCCAACUAAGAUUGGCCCUGCUAUCUCAAUUCCGAAGUCUUCUAGGUUUAGCACUUUCCAGAAUACAGGCCCUGGACCUGGGGAUUAUACCAGACCUACAACCAGUCAGCAUAAGAGCCGGAAAAAUAAGCAGAGGUUGAAGAACACUCAAUUAAUGUUCAACACUAUUGGGCCUACUUUUGGGCAUCCUCAUAAGACAAGCAGCAAGAUAUACUUUGAAGAGUACGAGAAGGAUAUGUCUAAUAAGUUUGGUCCAGGCCCAGCUUAUUAUAACAUGGCGAGUUCCUUCCAGUCGAUUAAGAAGUCAACUCCAAGGCAUAAGUUUUCAAAAUCAAAAAGAUUUAAUAUGCUACAGUCAUCCUCAGUUUCGCCAAGUCGACCAGAUCUAGAUAAAAUAACAAAGAAAUCAAUCCGGCAGCAGAGCUUUGGGAGAACUCCUCGAAACUUUGAUCCAAGAAAGAUGAACAAUCUUACUUGCAAACUCUGGAGUAAAGGGGUCACCAGAUAAAGUUAAUGUACUCUCUAGAAAUGCCUCAAGCAUUAAUUUAAAGGGAAUCAACCUAAUUGUAAGGCCACUCAUGGAUAAGGUUUGAAGGCAUUCAAGAGGCUCACUUGUAUUAACAAUUUGUCUUAAAAAGGAAUAGUUGUUUUAUGAAAGAUGUUGAAUGAAGAUCUUAAAUAAUAAGAGCAAUCAUUCUAUCACUGAAAACAAAUCAAGUUUAAACCCCUUGAGUGUAAUCUCUUUAUGUCCUUGACUCUCUAAUCUGCGAGAUGCCUAUUAAUGCUGUUGAAAUUCCCUUCAAUCUUAA